Rhipicephalus microplus (southern cattle tick) is the source of this 719-nucleotide messenger RNA. RefSeq names its product rab-like protein 2A. Lineage: Eukaryota; Metazoa; Arthropoda; Arachnida; Ixodida; Ixodidae. The record is from RefSeq and is a predicted model, not a curated record. Gene Ontology annotation, molecular function: GTP binding; GTPase activity.
GCUCGUGGAGCGAUUCCUGCUGGAUGCCUACAAGCCUCACCAAGCUUCAACGUACGCGCUCACGCUGUUACGGCACAAGACGAAAGUUGAUGGCGAACCUGUAAUAGUGGAUUUUUGGGACACUGCAGGCCAAGAGAGGUUCAAGACACUGCACCCUUCCUAUUACCACCACGCGGACGCUUGCAUCCUGGUAUUCGACAUCACGAGGAAGAUCACAUACAAGAACCUUUCGAACUGGUACAAGGAGCUUAGAGAGCACAGGCCCGCCAUACCUUGCCUUUGUGUAGCGAAUAAAAUUGACGCUGACAGCACUGUCGUGCAAAAGAGCUUCAACUUUGGAAAGAAAAACGGAAUGCCUUUCUACUUCGUGUCCGCUUCUGACGGCACGAACGUCGUCAAAAUGUUUCGAGAUGCCAUUUCGGCCGCAUACAGGUAUCGAAAGGAUCCCACUGAUUUUAUCGAUCAAGUGUUGCAAGAACUGGAGGGUUUCAGCAGUGAAGGCGAGACUGAAGACGUGUCUUCAACUUCAGGCGGGAGUCCAUCGGUGAAGCCACUGUGAAACCAGACUGAGGUUACCGUACAGGGAACGACGCGAAGCAUUCUCUGCUGUGUGUGAAUGUCAUUUGCCCAAGACUGUUUUAAAGUGGGGUGCUCUGAAUUUGGUGCUCUCGUAUAUCAAUUCUCGCUUCGAUCAGAUACCAUCGCUUUGAAAACCGCUU